ACUACGCAAUUAAAUUGGGAAAUUCCCGCGAAAAGACAUUUGUGAGCCAAUCCAGUUAUACCAUUCUGAGCCAGAGGCUACCAUCUUAGAUUGUCGGUUGCUUAUCUGAAUGAAGUAUCAUUUUAUGAUGUUCAACUGUGGAAUACUGUUACUUCUUCUGUUUAAGAUAGCCGGUGGUCAGGAAGACGAAUAUUACAUCAAUGUGGAAGCUAAGUGUCCCGAGUCGAUAUUGAACCCACCUGCAGUGAUAACGGUCACGGCUGAUUUACCAAGCUCUAAACCAUUUGCUGUAUGCGCCAAUGGGGAAUUCCUUUUUACUAUGGAUAACUUUGGAUCUUAUUCAUUAUCAGUGGUUUUUGACACCAAUGCAACAAUAACGUGUGCUUUCUAUCAAAGGUCGUUAGCAGCAGACGUUUAUUCUGUCAGUGUAUACAUUCCACUAUCUGAACGUGUUAUAACCAUCGACAUUCCCGAAAAGAUAGUCACGUGUAUUUAUGACCCAAUCGGCGACAAGGAAACGAGUGUGCAGCAGCUUGAGGAAAGUAAGGUCCCAGUAAAACAGAUUGAACAGCAUUUGGCGGAAACCAGUCAAUCUACAAUAAAUAUCUGUGUGGCGGAUCUCAAUAAUAACUGUAUUACGGGAAAUAUCCUGAUUGGUAAAAUUGUAAAAUUAAAAGCCGUUCUUGUUGGUAACUCUUCAGAUGAGCAGGGUUUUCAGACAUUGUCAUGUAGUGCUACAGGAACAGCAUACAAAUAUCCGAUAUUAACCGCUGGAUGUGGACAAGGGAGCUUGUUUAAAUCGGAUGCAGGCUUUAUAACAACUGGUAAAGUUGCUUUAAGCCCUGUAUUUGAAAUGUUCCGUACUGCUGGUGGGAAUACAAUGACAUAUGAUUGCUCAUUUGUGGUCUGUCGGACACCGUGUGAUGGAAGUUCGUGUACAAUCAAAUCUACUAGAAAGAAGAGAGACACAUAUGCCGUGAGAGAGCCUCACUAUUCGGAAACAAUAUACAUUCCUAAGGACAAAGUUUUAGAAGCGAAACCCUAUUUAGAUGGAGAUACUUUACAGGCUUUAGAAAUACAGGCUUUAGAACAGCAAGAUGGUUAUAUUAAAGAUGAAUUACCGGGUAAUCCAGACAAUGAUCAUAUUGUAAAGAAAGGUUACCAGGAACCUGGAUUUAAAGAGGACGAGAAGGUACCAGAGCAAAAGGAUGUUAGACGUCCAACUAAGAAAAUACUAUCAGAAGAAUCCAUUUGGUCAAAAGAAAUCAUAGUUAUUUUAAUGUUAGCUUUCUUGAUCAUGUUGUUUAUGGCAAUCACUGUCAAAGUUCUGUUAGCUCUAAAUAGAUCCAUGGUGUACGUGCAGAAUGAGCUAGCACGAAAAGAAACUCUGCCACAAUUGAAAUUAAUUUCAUAAGGAGCUUUUGAAUUAAAGCGUAGAUGGUGCAAA
Mytilus trossulus (common blue mussel) is the source of this 1447-nucleotide messenger RNA. RefSeq names its product vitelline envelope sperm lysin receptor-like. Bases 110 to 1414 code for a protein of 434 amino acids. The record is from RefSeq and is a predicted model, not a curated record. NCBI's taxonomy places the organism in Eukaryota, Metazoa, Mollusca, Bivalvia, Mytilida, Mytilidae. The transcript is spliced from 10 exons.